AUGCCUGCCGCAAAGGAAGAGAAACGUCUGGGAACAGAACUUCUACAUAGAGCACGGCCGUUCAGCCCAGAAACAAACCGAAAAAUCGCCGAAAGCGAACUAGAAUUAGAACAGCAAACAGAAGCCCUCCCCAGCCCCUCAGAAAAAACAGAACCCUCUCUCACACGCGGCCGCCCCCGACCGGCGGUGGUGGCGGCGGCGGCGGCGGUGAAGGCGGCAACCAGUGAAAGCGAAGCUCAGCUGUCGCUGGACCAACUCCGCUCACGGCCAAUGGGCGGGCGCGCGGGGCCCGCGGAGAAAGUCCAGGCGCAGGGCGAGGAGGCGGCGGUCGAAAGUCGAGGCCCAUACGAUCGUGUAAGUUCAACUCGGUUUGUUCAACAUGCAAUAAGAGCUUCAAGAAGCAAGCAAUAAAGAGCUCUUCAAAUCACACUCCAGACUGAAACCGGGCCGCAUCGCAGGGGUAAAGAGGAACCGAUCCAACCACAGACGCAGUUCCUGCUCCUCGGCCCUCGCAAGUAAAUGGGCAACGCCCGGAGACCCGAGCAUUCGAACAAGCGAAGAACCCCGGGCAGCC
Molecule: messenger RNA, 574 nt
Organism: Gryllus bimaculatus (two-spotted cricket)
Lineage: Eukaryota; Metazoa; Arthropoda; Insecta; Orthoptera; Gryllidae
Source: the annotation of a GenBank genome assembly